This is a messenger RNA of Epinephelus fuscoguttatus (brown-marbled grouper), 4973 nucleotides long. It is a transcript of the gene cbl, whose product is annotated as Cbl proto-oncogene, E3 ubiquitin protein ligase. Lineage: Eukaryota; Metazoa; Chordata; Actinopteri; Perciformes; Serranidae. Gene Ontology annotation, biological process: negative regulation of epidermal growth factor-activated receptor activity; cell surface receptor signaling pathway. Gene Ontology annotation, cellular component: plasma membrane; membrane raft. Gene Ontology annotation, molecular function: receptor tyrosine kinase binding; ubiquitin protein ligase activity; phosphotyrosine residue binding. The record is from RefSeq and is a predicted model, not a curated record.
CUAUUUAUUCCCCGACGGCCGGACCCAAAACCCAGAUCUGACAGGACUGUGUGAGCCUUCGCCUCAAGACCACAUCAAAGUCACACAGGAGCAAUACGAGCUGUACUGUGAGAUGGGCUCCACUUUCCAGCUGUGUAAGAUCUGCGCCGAGAACGACAAGGAUGUGAAGAUUGAGCCCUGUGGUCAUCUCAUGUGCACCUCCUGUCUCACUGCCUGGCAGGAGUCGGAGGGUCAGGGAACGGGAUGUCCCUUCUGUCGCUGUGAGAUUAAGGGUACAGAGCCCAUUGUUGUGGAUCCUUUUGACCCCAAGGACAACAGCGGGGGCUCCUGCAGGGGCAUGUUUGGAGCUGAGGGUGCUCCAUCACCCAGCUAUGACGAUGAUGAUGAUGAUAGACUUGAAGACCCUCACCUCAUGAUGAGCAAACUUGCCUGUACAAAGGUGGAGCGCCCCCCAUCACCUAUGUCCAUGGCUCCUCAGUCCUCUCUUCCCCCUGUGCCGCCCAGAUUAGACCUGCUACCACACAGACCUCCCAACCCCCCUGGUGCUUCCAGUCCCGGGCUCACCAGUAAGGCAGCAUCUCACCACAAAGACAAGCCUCUUCCCCUCCCCCCAGCGCUGAGGGAUCUCCCCCCUCCUCCUCCUCCCGACCGCCCACACACAGCCGGGGCAGCCCCCGAUGGGCGGCUGCAGAGGCGGCCCUUGCCCAGCACUCCCGGGGAGCCCCCUCGAGAUAAGCUCCCUCCAGCACCCCCAAACCGGCCUCUGGCUGACUGGAACUCCCGGCCUGUUCCCAAGGCCCCCACCUCUUCCUCCUCCUCGUCUUCAUCCUCAUCUUCCUCAUCCACCCAAGUCUCCAGUCUGGGAGUGGACAUCCGAGCAGGUGUCAGGGAACUCUCCAACCGACACUCCCUCCCCUUGGCGCUGCCCUCUGCUUUGGACACACGCUCAGACUCACAGAAGAACAACAGCUCCCUCAGUCUGGACCACCAGCUGAGUUUUGCAGCAGUUGCUGGUCAAGAUUAUGACAACCCCAAAGUCAAGCCCUCGGCUUCAGCCAACGCCAUCUAUGCCCUGGCAAACAGACCUUCUCCAGCCCAGAGGCCAGUGACAGGAGAGGAGGCACGUGACAGUGAGGAGGAUUCAGAGUACAUGAUCCCCUCCUCUCGCCCUGUCUUGCCACCCAUCACGGCACCACCUAUAACGGAGACCCCGGCAGUCCCAAGGCCUCCACAGGUUCAGCCUGUAGCAGCACUCCAGACACAGACCCACGCCUCCACACACAACUCACGGCUGAUCAUGGCUGAACUUGAGGAUGGACCUCAAAUGUAUGAAGCGAUGUACAACAUCCAGGCCAGGUCGCAACAAGCCAGAGACUCAGACUAUUCAGAGUUGCCCCCUCAGGCGAUGACCAACGGUCCCAGAGAUCAAGCAGCCGAGGACAGGGAAGAGGAGGAGAACGGCUACGACUUCCCAAAACCUCGACUGCCGCCGCCCACCGCCCGACGGACCCUUUCAGAACUGGGGGGGUCGUCUUCCUCUACUUCAUCCUCCUCAUCAUGCUCAUCCUCCACAGCUGCUUUCAGCCGCCUUUCUCUAGAUUCGGAUGCUGGAGCUGCAGCACCCUUCUCAGAGCCGGUGGAAGCACCAGAGAGACCUCCAAAGCCCCUGCCCAGACGAAUCAACUCGGAGCGUCGACCCAGCCCCGUCCCGCCCGUCCCUGCUCCACCCAGCGGUGGGGCGACAGGUGCAGAAGCCAACCCUCUAAUUAGUAGCGAGAUCGAGCACCUCAUGAGUCAGGGAUACUCUUACCAGGACAUCCAGAAAGCACUGAUGAUUGCACAGAACAAUAUCGAAAUGGCCAAGAAUAUCCUCCGUGAGUUUGUCUCCAUUCCCUCCACCGCGCAUAUUCUCACAUAGCACGCUCCUUGUGCCUAUCUCUCGUGUUUGCUCUCUCGCCCUAGCUUGGCCCAGCCUGGUUGGGUUUAGGUUGGCGCAGCCCAGCCCAAAGCCCAAAGCCCAUUGCCUGCAGCACUACCUCCGGUGCUGGCUGACGCCCUACAUCCCUGUGGAUUUUUAACUGGCUGUUACUCCAGCGAGCUCACAGCAUCUCUGGGACUCCGCGCCCUGCACUCCAUGCGCUUUCAACAGUGUCUGGCCUUCUCUAAACUGCUUUCAAACAGCAGGCCUCUUCGUUUUCACGGACAUCUCCGCGGGAGUGACCGAGCGCGUGUGGAACAAUGACGGGACGCCACAUGGCGCGAGACUUUCGUAUGAAUCCUGGGAAGACAGAUUCUUAUCUUUCAUGUUGAAGCCUCUUGCUGAAAAUGUAACCAACACCUCACAAAUAAAACUAAAAAAUGUAUGUCUAUAUGAAAAUUUAAUAUAUGAGUAAAUAUAUAUUAAAUGUGUGUAAUAUAUACAGUACGUGCAUAUACAGUAUGUAAAAAUGACUUCAGCUUUGAGGGUCGCUGUUGGUACAAGCGAUAUGGGUAGACGGGGACCAGAUUAAAGGGGGUUUGGUCCUUUCUCGGACUGAGGGAUGUGAGAGUGUGGAGAAAUACACGUGAGGAAGAGGAAGAGUCAGGGUGUCUUCCUCACCAGGAUGAUGUUCAGUCAGCAGCAGCUUAGAAGACAGAGCAGCAGAGCUUUUUCAUUAUGAAUUCAGUCUGUUAUGGCCUUUGAUUAACAAUGUUGCUUUGGUACUUUUUCUUUUUUUUUUUUUUUAGAAAAAACAUGCUUGUUUUGUCGUGUUGUAUUUUUCAAAGUAGCAUGACGAUGGUUUCGGGUCUGGACUGUUCGUCUGGCAGCGUGUGUUUAUAUGUGUGUAUGUGAGCAUGUGUGUAGGUGUGUGUCUGCCAGACCUUCUCCUCAUGACCUGCUCUUAAAUGAACCUCCUGUUCCUGUACAACAUGAAUGUGGAAUUACAGUCAGUAUACUCAGACCCGUGCUCUGUAAACGUACUACUGCUCUAACUCAAGUGGCAGGGCCUAGUGUAGCUGUAGAGCCUGGCAGUGAGAUUAUUAGAGGACGUACUAAUGUUGACGACCCUGCAGUACCAGACAGGCUAGUGUUGUGUGAUCCGUGGUGGCUGAAACGUUUUCGUUCUGUCUUCGUCUAACUUCAUUGGCCGGCUGGUCGGACAUUUUCUGUCUCCAGCUCAGUCCAGUGUUACGAAACAAAAAAAAAAAUGUCAUUGAUUUACUUUGGUAAUAUAUUAUUGUAAUAUGAUCAUAAAUAUUGUUAUUAUAAUUAAUUCAGAAGUGCUUCACUGCUGCUACUAUUGUUAGUGCUAAACAAUUAAGCCUUAAAUGUACAUUUGUGAAUAUUGUGUUUAACCGUCAUCCUGUUUCUUUAAAGUGACAGUAUCAUCCAUGUUUCUCUGGUCCGUAAUGUAGCAUACUUGAAAGUACAAGCAGCUUGUGAGCCUGCAGCCCUCACAAGCUGUUGACUCUUCAGUGUUUUAAACUUUUUUUUUUUUAAUAUAUAUAUAUAUAUAUAUAUAUAUAUAUAUAUUCUCUAUAAUUUUCUAUAGGUAGACUCAAACAAACAAAAUGCUUGCGCUAUGGAAACCAGCCAUUUUGUAACAGAUUCAAGCUUCUCUUUCACAUCAGUUUCCUCUCUCCAUGGGAGUUCACCCCCUCUGAAACAGAGUGAUUGCUGAGGCUUUUUAAAAAGUAGGCUCAUGGGUUUGCUGGCCCACCCCCAAGUCUACAUUAAAAUCAGUAUUUGGGCCAACUGUAAGAACUAACUCAGGAAUAAUGUUUAUUGAAACCAGUGGCGUUCACGCGCAGCUGUCAAAAAACAAACAGAGGAGACUCAUUGGCACAGACAGCAACUCACCUGCCGUCUCUUCAUCCAGGUGACAUGUAGCCAAAAGUAUCCACUCAAUGAAGUCACACAAGUAGCCUAUUACUUACUUUGUCACAUUAUAACUUGCACAUUUUUUUGUAUUAUUUCCAAUGUUGGCAGGACUAGAAACAGCAGCUUCAUUUCCAGGUACUAUGAAUGAAUACGAUAAAUAAAUGCAAGGAGCUUUUAGGUACAUUGACUUGAACCUCUCCCAGCAUAUGAAGAAGAAUGUUUUUUUGGGGGGAGGUGGGCGUUAAUCAGGUCGAUAGCUAAUUAGCCUUUGCUUAUUCUGGGUAAUGCUGUCUGUUGACUGGAAGCUAUCUCUGCGCUGUCCGGCCAUCUUCUAGUUCUUUUUUUUUUCUGUUCCUAGUUGCCUUGAGAAACUUCUUGAAUGAUGGGUAAUGGACGGGGAGGUCCCCCAAUCCUCAAUACUGUACCAAUGUUUUGUCGAUGCUUCAAGGACAGCACGUCAUUGUUGUGUAUUAUUUACCUUUUGUUUUGUUUUUUGUUUUUCGCACAGUAUACCAAUUUGUGCUUUGAUACUGUCACUCUAAAGAAAAAGCUAAUUGUAUAAAGUUUGUGAUAUGAUAAGAAAAAAAAAUGGCUGUUUUAUUUCAUUUUGCAUUCCUGUACAUGUAUUUUGUUCCAAAGGUUUUUGUUUACUUAUGUGAAUAAUUCUGUGAGCAGUGCCAUAUGUUUGGAGAUCCUCACCAUGUUUAGAGUAAGGCCUUGUUUUGGAAGAGAGUUUGUAGGUAUUGAUCCGUACCUGCUGAUCUCAGAAGGCUAGAUUGUGCAGUAUUGCUUGUAUUAAUCUGUCCUCUCUGCCUUGUCAGCCGCAACUUAUGUGUGCAUCGAUGAGCUGAUCUGUGAAAGGUCUCCUUGGCUUUCUUACCCGAAAGAUAAACCAGGUCUCAGAUCAGAGAUGCUCAAUGCGUACCAUCCCCCGUUACCCCCAGUCCCUGUGUUGGGGUACUUCAACUUUUUGCCAGAAGAGGGAGCCGUUGUUCCAUGUAGCUGUGUCGCUUCUCAUCAGUAAAAGGCAUUCAUUAACUUUUUGAUGGUUUUUAAAGCUCAUAUCACUUUGGAAGUAUGCACAGUGCUGUUAAUAAAAUGAUAAGCAAAA